CACGAAUUCACGUGUUGCGUUCAUGUGAUCGAAGCAUUCGGAGUCUAGGACCGUGGCGUCCCUCUCUUCCUGGCUGCGACAAGCUAGUUCUGAUACGUCAAAUUCGUUUGGGAACUGAUUCGUUUCAGAAUGUCAGUGACACUGCAUACUGAUGUUGGAGACAUCAAGAUGGAGUUAUACUGCGACAAGUGUCCUAAGUCAUGUGAGAAUUUCUUGGCAUUGUGUGCAAGCGGGUAUUAUGAUGGUUCCCUCUUUCACCGCAACAUAAAAGGCUUCAUGGUACAAACAGGAGACCCAACUGGCACAGGAAAAGGAGGUUCUUCCAUAUGGGGUGAAAAGUUUGAAGAUGAAAUCAAAGAGGAAUUGCGACAUGAUGCCCGUGGUGUUGUUUCCAUGGCAAACAGUGGACCAAACACCAAUGGAUCUCAGUUCUUUAUCACCUAUUCAAAGCAGCCUCAUCUUGAUUUGAAGUACACUGUUUUUGGAAGGGUCAUUGAUGGCAUGGAUGCAUUGGAGGAGUUGGAGAAACUCUCAGUCAACCCCAAGAAUUACAGACCUGUUACUGACACAAGAAUAAACAGUGUGACUAUUCAUGCCAAUCCUCUGGCAGGUUGAUGAUAGCUUUAUGGAA
Molecule: messenger RNA, 631 nt
Organism: Darwinula stevensoni
Lineage: Eukaryota; Metazoa; Arthropoda; Ostracoda; Podocopida; Darwinulidae
Source: the annotation of a GenBank genome assembly